Messenger RNA from Saprolegnia diclina VS20, 1452 nucleotides. RefSeq lists its product as hypothetical. Bases 14 to 1387 code for a protein of 457 amino acids. The transcript has 5 exons. Lineage: Eukaryota; Oomycota; Saprolegniomycetes; Saprolegniales; Saprolegniaceae. The record is from RefSeq and is a predicted model, not a curated record.
GCGAAAAACAGCAAUGUCGGAGCAUCACACAGGCCCGGUCCUCGCCGACUGGAGCGACGUGGCUGCAUGGAAGCGCGGCUUCCUCGACGCCGCAGCGACCCGCGGUCUGCACAAGUACUACACUGUCCACGACUACGAGGACCCAGUGACCAUCUCGCAUGCCCGACGCGUUGAGAUCCACGCCGCCGCCGAGAACACGGUGCCGCCCGUGCCGCCCACUUUGCCGUCCGCCGCGUUUCGUGACGCUGUGCUGGCACGCGCCCACGCGGUCGUUGCGCAUGUGGCCGACGCCACGCGCGCCGAGGCUGCUAAACUCCAAGCGCGCACCACGGCGGCAGCUGUGGCAUUUCUACUCGCGGCGCUGUCGCCCCACCUCCGCGACGAGCUCGACAGCAGCCUCGCGCCGUACGCACUUUGGGCUGACGUCCAUGCCAAGGGCUACGUGCUCAUGGACAACUGCCGCUUCUUUGGGCUCCUGGAGAACGUACGUUUGGCCGACGACGACGAGCUGCCUCAUGGCCUUGCACACGUCGAGCAGCACAUCCAGCGCUUCGUUGACGUUAUCUUUGUGCCAAGCCAUGGCUCUGACGCGCGACUUCUAGCGGCCGCCGAUCGUUUGAAGAUGGCACUGCUCUGCAAUGCGUGCCCACCAGAAAUGACCGACGUCUUCGAAACAUGGCGCGCCGACGAGCCGGUGUGGGACUAUGCGUCGAUGCGGCGUCGACUCGUCGAGCACUGGACGUCGCCGCGUCUCGGUAGCCGCGCGGAGGCUACAUCACCAGCGACAGUAGCCCAUGCGAUGGCAACAGACGCAGCGUCCCGUCCGCUCAGUGCAUUUGCCAUCCUCGUGCGUGCUGUUGGCGACAGCCAGGAUCUCAUGGGCGAUCCACCGGACGUGGCACGCCCAGCCACAAGCACCAAACAAAGCCGGCGAGCAAAGCGUGCGAUGGAUGCCACGUCGCACGGAGAGUGUGCGAGCGAGGGCAGCCACCGUCAGCACAAACGACCCAAGACGACACCCAAAGACGAUGCGAGCGCCCGUAGCCGACGCGCUUCACCCUUGGCACGCGGACGACAGCAAGAGAAGACGCCGACGCGCAUGUCGCCACGAGAACACGUUGGCGCCCUGCGGACGUUGACCAAGCCGGCCAAAGCGUCGCGUUCGCUCGUCAUCAACACUGGCAACCGCUACUCGAAGGAAGAGGUCGCGUUCUUGCGCGCUCAUUCGGGAACGAGUGACACGUAUAAAUCUAUCUACAACCGUGGGCGCGCCCAGGGCCUCUUCAAGAGUCGACCGCUCCGCUUGAUCAAGUGCAAGCUGUCGCGCCUCAAGGCCGCUGCGUCCGCCAUCGCGUCAACGUCCGACGACGAGGUUUCUGCUGUGUGAAUCCAAUGAUUUUGCAUUUUGUGUUUGACGGUGGCUGAACCUAUGGCUCUCGAAGCUUGUAUUCA